This is a messenger RNA of Lucilia sericata (common green bottle fly), 2723 nucleotides long. RefSeq lists its product as uncharacterized. The record is from RefSeq and is a predicted model, not a curated record. The transcript is spliced from 6 exons. Bases 268 to 2202 code for a protein of 644 amino acids. NCBI's taxonomy places the organism in Eukaryota, Metazoa, Arthropoda, Insecta, Diptera, Calliphoridae. Gene Ontology annotation, cellular component: neuron projection membrane. Gene Ontology annotation, biological process: synapse organization.
GAAACUUCCGCCGCAUCAGUUAAAAUAUCAAGAAGAGACGUGGUGGCAAAUUCGAAUGGAGCAGCAGAAACAGUAGCUGAUGUAGUGAAACAAGUAAUAAUACAGAGUAGUGCGGAUGGUAGGUUAAAUGAGAGGCAGUACAAACGACAACACCCGCCAGAACAAAUAUCAGAACAACAACUACAAAAAUUACCACAAGCUUACAAUCAUCAUCAGCCACAGUUAUAUUUAAGUCGUGAAGUAGAACAACAACCACUGGAGAAUGAAAUGGAGGAGGACAAGAGCAAUCAUAUUUUUCAACCUCAAAUUCAAACUGAAUCGUUGCCAGUUUACCAGCAACAUGAAAGAGACCAACAACUACAACUAUACCACCAACAACAGAAGCAGCAGCAGCAGCAACACUCAACAACUCAAGCAACAUCCUUUAGUAAUGGAAUGGCACUUGAAACCACGUAUAAUCACACCUUUCAAAGUCUUUCAAUCAUUGAUGGCGACCUAACAGUAGCCGUUGAUACAAGUCAAAAUCUUAUGGCUGUUGAAGAGGAAAUGCUUGUGGCUGCGGCCGGCGGUGCGGUCGGUGUGGGCAGCAGUGCCUUUAGUCUAGGCAAUCAUCUUCAUCUGCAUAACAGUAAUAAUGGUUUGGGAUCUUAUGACUCUACUGCCAUAGGGCUAGAUGGUAUCGAUAUGAUGACACAUAAUACCGAAACAAAUUCAAUGCCAAUCUUUGACUUUGGUAUGCCACGUAAUAUAACAGCUCGCACCGGUCACACAGAGGCGAUAAUUAAAUGUCGUGUCGAUAGGCUGGAUGAUAAAUCGGUUUCCUGGAUACGUAAACGUGAUCUGCAUAUAUUGACUGUUGGCACAGCCACUUACACGUCUGACAAACGAUUUCAGGUGACAGAAUCAAAAGAUUCCCGUGAAUGGACGCUACAUGUGAAAUCUCCGCAAGCACGUGACAGCGGUAUUUAUGAGUGUCAAGUAAAUACGGAACCAAAAAUUUCGAUGGCAUUUCAACUUAAUGUUAUCGAGAUAUCACCAGAUGCUAAGGCUGUUAUAACAGGACCAGCUGAUUUACAUUUUAAAGUUGGCAGUGCCAUUAUACUCACAUGUAUUGUACACCAGCCGUCGGUUAAGGAUAUUGGUCCCAUCUAUUGGUAUCGUGGCGAAUACAUGAUUACACCAUUCGAUAUAAAUGACAAUACACACGAAGAGCCAGUAUUUCCUAUGUCACGUGUUACUACACCCACUGCGUUGGGGCAAAAUAAAGUUAAUGUUGUGGAACAAAAUCUUUUGCAGCAGAGGCAACAGCUUCAUGAUGGUAUUUAUGGUGGUGGGGGUGCUGCUGCUGUUGGUGUUACAGAUUCUGAACAAAUACCACAAAUCUUAACAAACGAAAUAACACAAGAUUUUGCUCAACGCAUUGCUAUGGAGUCACAAUUGGGUGAUACCAUGAAAUCAAGACUACGCAUUUCGAAUGCCCAAACAUCAGAUACUGGUAACUACACCUGUCAACCCACCACAGCCAGCAGUGCCAGUGUUAUGGUUCAUGUGAUUAAUGAUGAAAAUCCAGCUGCCAUGCAAAAGAGUGGAGCGAGCAGUAUUCAUUACAAAUACAGUAAAACAUUGUUGAUGCCUUUGGUUUGCGCCACAAUUGUUGUUGCUGUUGCAGCAGCUACAGCCUCUAUAUUAAACAUAAUAUGUGGCCAUAAAGGGGCAGAAGAUAGAAGUGGAAGGGUAGGAGAAAAAGUUUGUGAUGAUGACGGUUACUGGUUGUCAUCAACAAUAAGAAUAGCAACAACAUUGGUAAUAAGAAGAAAAUCUUGUAUUAUGUUAACUUGCCUAUGCUGUCAUGUGAUCUCUAAAAAUAUGCUGGAAGGCAUAAUAGAUUUAAUACGACUACAACUACUACGACUGCAGCUUUUACAUAACAAUCUGCCAUCUCGAAAUAUUCACAUACACAUUGCCACAUACAACAUACAACUUAUGCAAAGUGAUGUUUAUUAUGUUGUUGUCUACAGGACUAAUGUUGUUUCUGUUGCUUUUGUUUUUGAUGAUAUCGUUGUUUGUAUAAAUUGCACGAGUAGUGCAAGUGAUGUCAUAACUUUUAGGUUUGCUGUUACAUGUAUCAGUAGCAGUACUUCCAAGUCUAUUACUGCCACUGAUAAUGAUGGUGGUGAUAUGGCUGUUUCUGUUGCUGGUUGACGACUUAAAGACAGUUAAUGUGCCAACAUUGAAACGUGUCUUUACAUUAACAAAAGAAUAUCCCAAGAAUAUGAUACAAGUGUGUUUCAAGCAUAGAUAUUUAUAAAGCAGAAGAGUAAAAAUACACAAAACCUACUACUUAGAAAACUUUUAUUUAUAUAAAGACAUGAUAACAGGCAACACCAUCUUACUUUAGGUAUUUAGAUUCAAACUUUUAGAAAUGGUUAUGUUUAAGACUUCUGUUGUUGUUAUUUUUCUUUAGCACAUUUAGUUUCUAAAUUUAUUUUUGCUGCACAAUUGCUGCUGCUGACAUCAUUAUUAUCAGAAUAAUAUUGAUGAUGAGGAUGCGAUGGUAUUAAAAAAAACAGGGUAUUAUUAUAAAUGUUAUUGCAUUUAUUUUCCAUCAGAAACAUAAGUAUCAGUAACAGCAAAAUUUAAAAAUCAACAACAGCAACAACAUUGUCAUUAUCAUUAACAUCACCGUUAUCAUAAGCAUGAACAGCUACAUUCUGCAAUAGAAU